CACCACGCGGAAUCAACUCUGACGGCAAUGACCGCCAUGAUGUGGAGAAGCAGACCAGCGGAGUUAUCUGUUCACUGUUCGUUUUAAAAAGAUAAUUGUCCAGGAUGGAUCUGAGGUGGAUGCCCGGCUGUCUGAUGGUCUUCCUGGCUAGUUUUUCGCAUGGCUGCGGGAAUUUGCGACGAGAGUUUCAGAGCCAACGUGGAGCUCUGCAUCCAGCAUGUGGAAGACUUCCUGACAUUUAAACCAGAAAAAGUUACCAUCUUCUCCGAUGCCGAUGCAGCGGAAGUUGUUUGCAGACAAGGUCUGGUGAACGGCAGCACCGCCUGCCUGGAGGUCCAGUACGCCCAGUGUCCACGGGUGGCUGUCUUCAGAACGCAGUGUGGAUUCCAGACCCUGGAGCCAGACCUCAUGAGGAAGCACAAUGAUGUCGUCUGCAACAAGCUUCAAGCUUUACAGAGGGACAUGACAUGUUUGUUGGAGCGACAAUGUGCAAUGGAGUCAUGCAUGGCCAACUUUGAUCAGUUGAAUCCAUCCGGCCUGUCAGCGGGUAUGUGGAAGACACCCAAACAUUCAGGAAUUUGCAGACUAUACUCGUACACUUGGCACUGUCUUGAGAAAUCCAUUGUCAGCGAGUGUCAUCAGGACUCGGAAGCCGUCCUGCUGGACCUCAUGCGGCUGUACCGUCCUCCAUCCUGCACUGAGGACGAGGUUGAAGAGUGGAAAAAGAAGUUUCGCUCCCUCAGCGCCAUCGCCAACACCUGUGUACCAAGUCCUACCUACAUCUCCGGACUCUCUGUCCUUCUCUGCUUCCUUUUAUGGAGACCAACUUUUUAGACUGACCUGGGAGUAAAUGAAGAGAAAGAGUUACAAAUUUUGUGAACGAGAGAGAAAGAGGAGAAUAAUGGAUGCAUGGAUAAGCUGAUCUCACGUGAGGCUUGAAGUGAACAGGUAGAUGGAUUGACAUGUCUCUGUGAUGAGAUUAGUGCCAGACUUUUCACCUGUAACCCCAGCUCCCUCCCCAACACCCUUCACCGCAAAAACAGACUUGCUGUCAAGGAUGAUUGCCUCCCUUAACCAGAACCUUCGGAUUUUUAUCGCGGCUUCUCUCCUCCUGACAGAUUCGUCUGGCGCUGGACACGGAAUGGAUGUCCAACCUGUCGAGACUGGACAAGGUGGCGUUUGUAUGUUGUCCUCAGGAAUCGAAUGAAUGGAGAUUCGUCCCUUAGCUCAUAAACAAUUGAUUGCGAGGGAGUCUCUCCCCCCUGACUGUUGCCACGAAGUAGCAGGAGUGAACAAGUAUUGCCUCCCCCUUGAAUCCGUUCGUGAAGCUUCUGAAGUUACUCUUCACGAAGGGAAAGAGGUCACGUGGUCAGCAUGGAUACAAAGUUAUUGACUCUCUAAUGUCUUCUUAGCCGUUCUCUACACAAUGUCUGGCUAAUUAUUUUUUUUACAUUCUUAACCUGAUCACUUAUGCAAAAUAAAUAAAUAAAUCGAGUCUUUGAUGAUAAAGUAGACUAAAGAACCGAUCUCUAAAAGGGAGGUUGGACAAAUAGAGUGUAGGUCCAGACACGAAGGCGACUUUCAUGGGAUCCUUUAAAAGCUAGUCUAGUCUCUGGAACUGGGUAACAUUAGCGACAAAGUGUUGAUAAGUUGAUAAAACAGCAAACAGCUUAGAGAGUCGACAUCAUCAAAGGUUGCCGCGGCAGCUCGAGAUGAGUGUUGGGACAAUCAAAAUGGCGGGUGUGAUACAAGACCACUGAUGGUCAUCGAAGUACAGUCAAAGUUCAACAUUCACAGGUUUCACUUUUGAGGUUUUGGACUGUUGUUGUGUUUGCUUUCAGUCAUUAAAUACGAACUUUGAGGUGUACUGACCAGUCCACUUCUAGACCAUCGUAAACCAGUUCUUCCUCCGACCUCCUUUCAAAGUACUUAAAGGAUUUCUUCGACAAGGGGUCGUGCCGGAUCACGUGGCCAAACCAGACCCGCUUACGUGGCUUGAUUGUCAUUGUCAUUGACUAUUGCAAGUAGGAACUGCAAGUGUCCUACCAGUGUAGCCCCAUGCCUCGUAAAAAAAUAAUAAUAAUCAAGUUUUGGACUCUCUGCACUAACAUCCGGAACAACCUCCUCUGGCACGUUCUCUAUUGUCUGGAUUUUUGCCUGGAUUCUCCUCUCUGUAUCCGCGAGCAGAGUCUUGUUUUCACCUCCAUAAAGAAGAUUUCGCACUACGAGGACUUGUACACAUUGUACUUCAUUGUAAACCUGUUGUGGGUGCAUCAGACCCUGUCCAGCCUAGCCUUUGCCAAAGUUGUUGUCGCGAUCGUGAUGAGGAUGUAUGUCGUGAAGCAACCGUCAUCGUAGAGGCUGGCUCCCAAGUAUUAACUUACAUGUCGGGAUGUUUACCUCCCCAAUCCUUUAUUUGGUUUCGGAAAGGGUGUGGGAGCCCCUGCUUGCAUAGCUGUAAAUUGCGUUAAAAAAUCAGUGAAGAUAAGAGAUGAUGGUUCGAAUCUCGUUUCCGGAGCAUGUUUUUUUUUCUUCCUGGACACGACAACAAUGUACAGACAGCAAGCUCUCCAGUGAUUUAACCCUUCUUGUCGACUCGUUGUUAGGACAUGUCGGGUGCAAAGUUUAUCAAGUUAGUUGACAAAAAUUGCACCCCACUAGUCCUUUAUGCGCCAAGACCCAUCGGCCAAACGGUUCUGGAUUUUCACAAGAGUUUUUUUUUUUAAAGAUGAUGUCAAUGUAUGAUGAAACUUGAAAGUAGCAGUAGGAUGUUUACAGCAGCCUACAUCACUCGCUGGGGAGGGUUCGAUAGUAUUUAUUUUUAAUGAAUGGAGGAUAAGAAAAUACUGUUAACUGUAAGCAAAUGUGAAUAAAAGUAUAUAAACUUG
Molecule: messenger RNA, 2888 nt
Organism: Pomacea canaliculata
Lineage: Eukaryota; Metazoa; Mollusca; Gastropoda; Architaenioglossa; Ampullariidae
Exons: 5
Coding region: 160-834 (224 amino acids)
Source: RefSeq, a predicted model, not a curated record